AUGACCACCGCUCCGGCCAAGCUGUACGGCAAGAACCUGAGCGAUUACGACGAGCUCGACGUCGACCAACUUCUCUCUCAAUUGUCACCCGAAGAAAUCAGCAUUUUGGCCAAAGAAGUCGAUCCAGAUGACAACUUAUUACCACCAUCAGAGCGUUGUAGUUAUGAAUGUAACAAAGAAGCCACAGGACCAUUAAACAGAAAAAAACUGAUUGAACAUAUUAACAAACAGGCUCUAGAAACGCCUGAUCUACCAGAAAUUAAACCAUAUGUUGCUGGAACUGUACGAGGGAAAAAGUGGGUGGCACCUGAAACCAAUGGUAACACUGAACAUGAAGAUAAAAUUGCCAUUGAUAUUGAUGAUGAAUAUGGUGAUGCAUUAAAUACCGCAUCACAAGAAGAAAUCAUAGAUUUGGCUGCUAUACUGGGAUUUCAUUCAAUGAUGAACCAAGAUCAAUACCAUGCUUCACUAUUAAAUAAAGGUCAGCCAAUUGGCCUAGGAUGGGACGGUGUUACCAAGGCAACACAGCCUAAGGUUUAUCCCCCAGAGCCACCCAAUCAAACAGAUCCAGAAGACAGUAUUAAACGGGUACGUGAUGAUGAUUCUAAGCUACUUGAUCUCAAUUGGAACAACAUUAAAAAUAUUUCUGAUGAAAAGUUUGAGAAUCUAUUCAAUGCUCUAGUGGAAAAUACUCAUUUAGAAACAUUAAGUUUGGUGAAUGUUGGACUUACUGAUCGGUUAGCAGACAAGCUUGCUGAAGCAUUAGAAAAAAAUUGCACAUUACGCGUUUGCAAUGUGGAAACAAAUUUCAUUAGCCCUAUAGGAAUAAUUCAUUUAGUCAAGUCCUUAUUAAAACAGAGAUCUUUAGAAGAAUUCCGUGCCACCAACCAGAGAUCCCAAGUAUUGGGAAAUAAGAUAGAAAUGGAACUUACCAAGUUGAUUGAACAAAAUCCAACCAUUCUUAGACUCGGUUUGCAUUUGGAGUACAAUGAUGCUCGUCAUCGCAUUGCAUCACAUUUACAACGCAAUAUUGACAGGAUAAGAAAAGACACGCCGUUGAAAAUGAAAUUUAGGUUCUUUAGAAAAACACCCCAGAAGCACCGCAAGAACUUGAUCAAAUAA
This is a messenger RNA of Macrosiphum euphorbiae (potato aphid), 1122 nucleotides long. The record is from the annotation of a GenBank genome assembly. Lineage: Eukaryota; Metazoa; Arthropoda; Insecta; Hemiptera; Aphididae.